This is a messenger RNA of Carassius auratus (goldfish), 2600 nucleotides long. RefSeq names its product vasodilator-stimulated phosphoprotein-like. The transcript has 13 exons. Gene Ontology annotation, molecular function: profilin binding; SH3 domain binding. The coding region runs from base 217 to 1404 and encodes 395 amino acids. Lineage: Eukaryota; Metazoa; Chordata; Actinopteri; Cypriniformes; Cyprinidae. Gene Ontology annotation, biological process: axon guidance; positive regulation of actin filament polymerization; actin cytoskeleton organization. The record is from RefSeq and is a predicted model, not a curated record.
UGUGUGUCAUCAGCAGCAGGACUGAUCCUCUGAGAUGUUCUUCACUCUUGUCAGUCAGAUCAGUCCUCGUGUUUUCUUCUCAGAUGAAGCUCGGUCGUGUGUGUGUGUGUGUGUGUGUGUGUUUGAUCGUGUUUCCCUCUUUUUAAACCAGGAAACUGUCUGAUGUUGAGCGGAUGUUGAGUUUCUCUCUCAGCGCGUGAUCGAUCUCCAUCAGUCAUGAGUGAACAAAGCAUCUGUCAGGCGCGGGCCACCGUCAUGUUGUACGAUGACGGCAGUAAGCGCUGGUUACCGGCCGGUUCUGGUGCUCAGGCCAUCAGCAGGGUUCACAUCUUCCAGAACCCCAGUAACAACAGCUUCAGGGUGGUGGGACGCAAACAACAGGCCGAUCAGCAGGUGGUCAUUAACUGUCCUCUGGUCCGAGGGAUCAAGUAUAACCAGGCCACUCCUACGUUCCAUCAGUGGCGGGACGCACGGCAGGUCUGGGGUCUGAACUUCGGCAGUAAAGAGGACGCGGCUCAGUUCGCCAGCGGCAUGAUGCACGCUCUGGACCUGCUCAGCGGAGACGCCGCUGCGUGUCCUCCUCCUCCUCGACCGCCUCCGAACGGCCCGAGCGCUGAGGAGAUAGAGCAGAAGAGGAGACAGGAGCAGCAGGAGAGAGAGAGACAGGAGAGAGAGAGACAGGCGUCUGCUGCUCCGGCUCCACCUCCUGGCCCUCCUCCCGCUCCUGGCCCCGCCUCUGCACCUCCUCCUCCCCCUGGACCUCCACCCGCUCCAGGACCCCCGCCUCCCCCCCCACCACCACCUCCUUCAGGAGGAGGCCCGCCGGCCCCCCCACCCCCACCCUCAGGAGGAGGAGGAGGAGGAGGGGGAGGAGGAGGUGAUGGAGGUCUGGCUGCGGCGCUUGCUGGAGCUAGACUACGCAAAGUGGCCAAGGAGGACAGUGGAGCAGCGGCUCCUGCAGUGAGUGCCAGCACAGGUGGAGGAGGAGGAGGUGGAGGUGGAGGAGGAGGAGGAGGAGGAGGAGGACUGAUGGGAGAAAUGGGUGCUAUUCUCGCUCGCCGAAAAAAAGCUGCUGACGCUCCAGCCGUCAAGAAAGAAGAAACCAGCAGCGCUGAUGACUCCAGAGCUGCAGAUAAACCAGACGUGGUGAAGAAGCCGUGGGAGAAACCGUCGUCUGUGUCACGGGUGAACUCAGCGUGUAAGAGUCAGGACAAGAGCCCGGUGUCUCCCGCGACCGCGGCUCCGUUGAGCAGGACGAGACCCGGCAGCAGCACAGGAGACACCACAGACAUGGAGAAACUCAAACAGGAGAUCCUGGAGGAGAUGCGCAGUGAGCUGCAGAAGGUGAAGGAGGAGAUCAUCAGCGUUCUGCUGGAGGAGCUGCAGAAGAUCAGAGCGGCCUAGCUGCGGAUCAGGACCACAGACACAGACACAUGCUUCCAGAUCUCCUGCACUCGACAGACUCACCUGCUGCCUUCACUUUCCUUUAUGUGGAUAUUCCUGAUCUCUGUUCAUAUGUUUCUGAUCCGCUGCCGUGUCAAGUGUUUAUUGUGUCUGUCACACAUCUUUACAUCAUGUAGUGCUCUCACGUGCACCAGCUGCAUCUAAAAUAUUGUCACUAGUUAAUUGUUAAUGUCUUCAGUGAUCAGAAUGCAUGGGAUUCUGUGUAACUGCUGGUUAUUUCUCUUGCACUGUUAUGUCAACUGUGUUUGUCCUGUAAGGGAGUGUUAGCAGGUCAGUGGAAAACAAAAAAAUGAAUCAAAAAUUAGAAUUAGUUACAUGAUUUGAAAACAAAUAAUGCAAAUAGGAUACAAAUUAGAUUAUAAUAAAUGUAUUUAAAAACAAUGUGAAUAAGAUACAAUGUGAUUUAAAUAUAUUUAUUUUUAACAAGUUGAAUAAAAAUUAAAUGAUUAAAAAGAACUUGAUUUAGAAAAUUGAUCUUUUGGAUAAAUUUAAAAAAAAAAAAAUUUAAAUCAAGUGAAAAAAUAUGUAAUUUGAUUAAAGUGAAAAAAAACUAAUUUUACUAGAAUAAAAACGUUAAUUAAAAGAAAUGUUGAUUAAAAAUGUGAUUAAAAUAAAUCAAUUUCUAUUAAAUUGUAGUAUUAUGUAACUAUUUAAAAAUAUAUGAUUUUGAUAAAAUACAAAAUGACAAAAAUUUACUUACUCAAAAGUAAUUUAUUUGGAUUUUUUGAAAAAUACUUAAUUAAACAUUUUCCAAAUAAUAGUACAUGCAUAUUUAUAAUAGUUUUUUUCACAAUAUAAAUUUUAAUUUAGCUGCCUUUUAAAUGUUAGAAUGGGCCCCUUGCACCAGGAUGAUGAUUGUUAGGGGUCCAUGGCAUCUGAAAGAUUGAAAACAUGAUCGUCGAUAUGAUUGAAGAUGAUGCACAGAUGUUAUGAGGAACAGCAGCAAACAAACUCUCUGCUGAUAUGUGUUUAUUUGGUAUGUCAUUCACAAGAACUGUACUGUAGUGUUACAUUGUAUUAGCAUUGCCAUGGUAACAGCAUCCUGAGAGUCCAGAGUGUGUGUGUUGUGAGUUCUUCUGUGCGGCGUGUGCUUGUUUCACUAAUAAAACCACAGGGACUGAUCCAGGAUACCAGGA